This is a messenger RNA of Alternaria novae-zelandiae, 891 nucleotides long. RefSeq lists its product as uncharacterized. Bases 1 to 891 code for a protein of 296 amino acids. The transcript has a single exon. The record is from RefSeq and is a predicted model, not a curated record. Lineage: Eukaryota; Fungi; Ascomycota; Dothideomycetes; Pleosporales; Pleosporaceae.
AUGACAACCUCAGUCAGCCCGGCAACGCAUUAUGAGGCGGCUUACAAGAAAGGUCUAUUGCUGUUUCAGAUGCUGGAAGCUAGCCUUGGUGAGCUCGGUAAUUUACUCAAAAACACAGAUACGCCAACUGAAAGCGAACACCUCAAAUACGAAGAUCUCUUGGAGAACAAUUGGGUUGAGCGGUCCUCCGGGGACGAUUCCAAAAUUCUGGCGCGACUGUUGGAGGACCUUGGAAUCAACACUUCAAGCAAUAUCCCUGUUUCACAUGAACACCACGGCGUUGCACCAAUAGAAGAAUCGCUACAAGAAGGACUUGAGAUGCAGAUACGCUUCGACUCAGUCAUCAACACUUCCGGUGGUAUGAUUGCAGCUAUGAACACGUACAGUCCUGUGCAUGAUUGGAGAAAAGCGAAAGCGGAUGCCGAGAAUGCUCUACUAAAACAAGCCGGCCGCAAGUCUAUGGAAAAAAAUAACGUUGGCGAUGACGUCCCUGGCCUGAAGUACUGGUCAGAUGUCGCAUACCUGCAAUGGGCCUGCCGUAACACGGACUCAUCCGACCUACGUUAUGUGAUGCGGAUGAGCAUCACAAACGAAAGGACAAAAGCAGUCAUCCAGCAUAUCAAACAACAAGCCCAUCCCAAUGCUUCAGGCUCAUACUCAUUCGACGUUGAGGACCGGGAUCAGGUAUCCGCUUUUCUGGGGACACCGAAUGGAGCCGGAGUCGCUUGGUUGCUCAUACAGCAUAAAAAGCAGUUGAGGCAUAAGACAGUUCACAAGGUAACGGUGGAUUGUCGCGAGAUCUGGCAUAAAAGCAAGACGAUUGUUCCAAGCUUGGUGUUCCACCUUCGCGACGUGGUUGCUCCGAAGCCAGGCAGCGAGAAAGGUGAUUGA